AUGGCGCGGCAGAGCGCUGUUGCCCGGCCGACCGGGCGUGUCUCUGGCCAUCUGGUGCAUCGCCGAGACCUGGAGACAAGCCCCCUGCUCUGCGUGACUGCUCCAGGGUCGCAGGGCAAAGAUUAUGCAGAAAAGGAGAAUACGAUAGCAAAAGCUCUGGAAGACCUUAAAGCUAACUUCUAUUGCGAACUGUGUGACAAACAAUAUUACAAGCAUCAAGAAUUCGACAAUCACAUUAACUCCUAUGACCAUGCUCACAAACAGAGACUCAAGGAGCUAAAACAGAGAGAAUUUGCACGAAACGUUGCCUCCAAGUCGAGAAAAGAUGAAAGGAAACAGGAAAAGGCCCUUCAACGAUUGCACAAGUUAGCCGAACUCCGGAAGGAAGCUGCAUGUGCACCAGGGAGCGGCCCUAUGUUCCGGUCCACCACAGUGACAAUCCGAGACCACCGUAAUGAAAUCCUUGUCAACUCUGCUAAGAAAGAGCAAGAAUUUGACUUCAAGUUAUUGCCCAAGUCAAAAGCUCCUGGAGACGUUACAUCGGUUGCUGAGUCUACACCUGAAGCUGCAAGAAACAGUAAGCAAGAUGCUAACAAACUGGGGGAUCAAAUGGCGGGACUCCAUGGACAGAAAGUGGGGUUCUCUUUUGCUUUCCCUAAGAAAGCAUCGGUCAAGCUCGAAUCCUCAGCAGCUGCCUUCUGUGACUACAAUGAUGAAACAUCAGCCAAACACGGGCUUAGCAGAAGAAGUCGGUUUGUUCCUGGGCUCUUAGCCUCAUCUGCUGAAGAAACCGUUCUGGAUACUGAGGGAGAUCUGAACUCUGUUGCUCCACUAGCGGAAAAACACGGUGACAAAACAGAACCCACUCUGCUCCAGGAUUCCAAGGAACCAUCUGUCGAGGAGAACACAAUGCAAGAGGCCACUGAAUUAAGGCCUCCGAUUUUCCAUUCAAAAGAGCCUGAACCCAGCAACCUGGAAAGCUCCUGCAUUAAUGUGGAUUCAACAGCCGUGCCUGACGAAACAUGCAGAGAGGCACUAGGGAAUCAAGCUCUUCCUGUGGAGAACAAUAGCGAGGAGCACAUAGGAGAUAAAUGCUCAGGUCCUCCCGUCAAUGAAGCACUUUUUUCGCAGCAGGAAACCCAGGAAGGAAACGAUCAGAACAUUAGCAGCGAUUCACCCACUGCUGAAGACGAGAUUAAAAGAUCCUUGUCUGACGGAAUGGUUCCAGCAAAUCCUGAAGGGGAAACGAUGGCUCCGCCUUGUAAACAAGAUUCACAUAAAAGGCCUUGUGAGCCAUUCGUCCCUGUGCUUAACAAACAUGGAUCGACCAUUCUUCAGUGGCCGUCAGAAAUGUUAAUUUACACAAACACAGAGCCAUCUAUUUCAUAUAGCUGCAACCCCUUAUGUUUUGACUUCAGGUCGUCAAGAGCCAGUGAAAGCCUCGAGAGAAAUAAACCUCAGACAAAUGCGCCUAAUUCUCCUCAUAAGACUGAGUCUAACCAGGGUUCCAUGAGAGAUUCUAUGCAUAAGUCUCAUUCAGUAUAUGCUAAUAGCGCAAGUGACAUCAAUGCACAUCCAUGUAACCAUGCAACACCAAUUCCGAUGGACAUUUCUUCAGCCAGAGACUUUUCUGGAAAAAACCAGGAUGAAUUGGCCUUGGAUGCUUCUUGUGAGACUGAAGAGAAGGAAAAACACCACUGUCUCCCAAAGGAGCAGCAAGAGGGCUCCUCUGGUGACGAACAACAAAACGAAAGGUGGAUCAAAAGAACCCAUGAAAAGUGGUUUUAUAAAACUCGGAAGAGGAAAAGGAGGAGAAAACUGUGCAAUCACCAUCAUCGGGACAUUGCCGAGGUGGAUACUGGUAUUUCAGCUCCUGAACAAAAUAGUUGUGUUGAUGCUAACAAAUUUCAGAAUCUUCUUAGUACUAGGGAACAAAGUAUGGGUGAAACUGGACUGCAGGAAAAGGCUGAAGAACUAUCAGAGCAGUCACUUGACUCUCCUGGGACUGAGAACAGUAAUGGCUGUGAAACCACAUCUAUGUCUACACAGGACCAUGGUCACCCAAGUCCAUACCCAGCCUGGAAUGCAAAAGAUGAAAGGGACUGUUGUCCCAACUCUAAAAACCUGUGCAGAAGGAGCAAGCCAGUUCUUCACAGACAAUCAAAUGAAGUAGGAGUGAAUUCUGGAAGGUGCAACUCGAUGUGUUCUAGACCGUUUUGUAGCUGGAGUCUCAAAAGAUCCAGCAGUAGCCCAUAUCACAAACAUUUAGGCCAUUAUCCCAAUGAGAAAUGCACCGAUCAAAUGCAGACUGUAAAGAGAGCCUAUAAUUCUCCCACAGACGAGCUGGAUUUUUUUUGCCAUAAACGAAGGCAUCAUACGUACUCAUGUUCCUCUGAGGAAAGUUCAAAUGCACAGACCUGGCUGUUGGAAGAAAAUGUGCCGCAUGCCUUCGGUUGUAGAGUGUCUCGCAAGCCUAAACGGAAGCGCAGAAGAAAGCGAAUGAGAACCCACGUGUUUAGAGAGAGGCCAUCAGGAAAUAAUCUCAAUGGGCCAUCUCAAAAAGGAGUCUCCGUGUUCAGCAACGCUUCUGACAUGCCCACUGAAGGGACCACAGAGAAAGAAAAUCCACCUUUCACGACUGAUUAUGCAAACGGUACAGAAGAAUCAAUACAGCCGAUUGAAUGCCCACCAGCCCCACCACCUGAGCAAUUACAUCCAUUAGAAACCACCCAAGGAUCAAACUGUUCUGGUACAAGGAGCACUCCAUAUCCGGAAGAAUCCACGCGUUCUGCUUCUCCUGUUACCGAACAGGCAGCCACAAAGCCCACAAACGUGCCGGUAGAGGGAGAGAAACACGAACCGGUGAGCAUUCCUGGCAGUCAGCCUGCCAGAAAAGGGCCCAGUGUUGACAGAAACCCGAAUCAAUCUCCCCCUAAAUCGUAUCUGUGCCACUACGAAGUGGCGGAUACCAUCCCGCCCGAAAAACUUCACCUGUCAGCCAACGAGUGGCUGCGGUAUCAUCCAGGUAUAUUCAACGCCCCGUCUCCUUUACCCUUUAAAGAAGCACAUAUAAACCGUCACGCUUUCUUAGCCAGCGAGCAGAUCCUCACCCCGUUCGCCUUACCCGAACACGCGUUGCUCUUGGCCCCCGAAAGCCAUGACAAAUUCAAAGACCUUCAGUGCGAGGCCUACCAUCAGAUCUUCCAGCAAAACCUGCUAGCCAAUAAAAUGAAACUGAACUUCCCUCCGGCUGCGCUCCCGCCUUCGACUCCUCCUCUCCAGCCUUUGCCCUUGCAGCAGCCGCUGUGUUCUACCUCUGUCACCACAAUCCACCACACUGUUUUGCAGCAGCACGCGGCUGCGGCCGCGGCGGCCGCCACGACAUUUAAGGUCCUUCAGCCUCAUCAGCCGUUCCUUUCCCAAGUCCCCGCCCUUCCCCGCGCACCUUUACCUCAUUUGUCAGUUGGGCCGAGGCUUUGUCCUGCAGGUCACACAACCAUCAUUGGCCCACCCCAGCUGCCACUCAUUCCAGCCUCUGUCCUCCACCCCAGUCAUUUGGCUUUCCCCCCUUUACCCCACGCACUGUUCCCGUCGCUCUUGUCACCGCACCCAGCUGUCAUUCCUUUGCAGCCUCUCUUCUGAGCUUCAUGUCGAGAAGAUACAAGAGAAAGGAAUAUAUCCAGUGGAAUAUAUACAUACGUGACCAGCGCCAUUCAUCGGAUUCAAUGAACUAAGAUUAAGGGGUCGCGAAAGCCUCCUUAUCUGGGAGUUAUUUGCUAUCAGUGCAACAAUGCAAACCUUUAUAUGUAAAGUGCAAAUUCAUAUUACAAUUAAAGCACUGAAUUGGUACUAAUACAACUGAUAUAGAUAUAUAGAUAUAUAGAUAUGUAUGUAUGUAUGAAGAUCAUGUCUUAAAAUAUAUAAACAUGUAUAUAAAAUAUAUUUAUAGUACGGUAAGCUACGUUAUAAAGUAUGCUCCUGAGUUGUUGUUUUUUUUAAAUUCUACUUGUGUACUUGCACCUAAGUCAUGUUUAGAUAAAACUGAUGCACUAUAUUUUGUAUGACAUUCUCUUAUCACCAUAAACCUAGUGAGAAACUCUCUCUUGCAAUAAAUUUAUUUUGUUACGGAUUAAAUGAUAUUAAAACAAGUAUAUAUAUAUUUCAGCAAAUUAUAUAUAUAUAAUUUCAGUAAAUUUAUAUACACACAUACACACACAUAUAUGUAAAUUUACCACUAGCUUUACAGACCAUUGUUUUCUACCAUUUAAAUCUUCUUUUCCACCUGUGACCCAGCCUUCUGUGAUAUAUUGCCCAAGCACAGAAGCUAAAACCUUUAGGACAGCCAUCCUAUUGAGAAGAGGGCAAAGGGUAAUACAUCUGAUUGUCUUCGCAACCCAAUGCUGGGGAGACAAAUAUUGCCCAUUUGCAGUGUGGGCCCAGACUCCUGACUCUAGAAACAAGAAACUGAGAAACGAAAACCUGCCUUCGCAUUUGUGUAUGGUCAUGGAAAACCACACUCAAAAAGUUCAGUUGUGCUUAGAGAGGCUGCUGAAUUUUGCAACCCCGUGAAUUCCAACUUGAAAAAGUCCCGUUUGGCCUUUACUUCUCAUGGAUGCAAACUGAACCCACAAGUUUUAUUUCUUUUCCUGUUUCACAUUAAAUUUAUUCAAUUGUUAAGUAUUUUUUGG
Molecule: messenger RNA, 4688 nt
Organism: Sphaerodactylus townsendi
Lineage: Eukaryota; Metazoa; Chordata; Lepidosauria; Squamata; Sphaerodactylidae
Gene: ZNF804A
Product: zinc finger protein 804A
Exons: 4
Coding region: 1-3642 (1213 amino acids)
Cellular component (GO): nucleus
Source: RefSeq, a predicted model, not a curated record